GGGGCUGCCUCCUCUGUCCUCUGCUUCAUCUUAUGCUGUUUUUCUAUCAAAAUGGACAAACUGGCUAGACUGGUGACCCAAAUAGCCAAUUCUCCGCCGUCUCAAUGGCUAUCCACCCUUUCACCGCUCCACCUCUCUUUGAUCCCACUUCUGUCCUUAGCGUCCUCCCUCUACCUGCCGGCACUCCACUUUCGGCGCCGCCUCUACGCUCUCGGGCUCUUACGCCAGCACAGGCUUCCGGUGCCUGUGAUUAGCGUCGGGAAUUUGACUUGGGGAGGCAAUGGAAAGACUCCAAUGGUGGAGUUUAUUGCUCGCUGCUUCGUCGAUUCUGGAAUUCCACCUCUGAUUCUCACCAGGGUACUUAAUCUUCCUUUCCGAAUACUGUAUACGCGGCUUCUAGUACUUUGUUCGACAACGUGUUUGCAGGGUUAUGGUGGGGAAGAUGAGGUUAAGAUGCUAGAGAGGCAUCUUCAGGGGACGCCUGCUAAGAUAGGUGUUGGUGCAAACAGGGCGGCAAUUGCUUCAAUCUACUUUCAAAGAUAUGGUUACAUUGAUCCUAGGGGAAGUCUGAAUCAUGAGACUCUUUCCUCAGAAAAUAUUUCGUGUGGAGAUAAAAUUGGGGUUGCCAUCUUAGAUGACGGAAUGCAGUAAUGUGGUUGGAAAUUGGAAGGCAGCAUCUUAGUUUAUGGCGAAACAUAGAGAUCGUUAUGGUGAAUGCAAUGAUCCCUUGGGGAAACCAUCUCUUACUUCCUCUCGGAACAUUAAGAGAACCAUUUUCAGCCCUUAAGCGUGCAGAUGUUGUCAUAGUGCAUCAUGCAGAUAUGGCGUCGAAGCUGGAAAUUCAAGCCAUAGAGUCAAUGGUUCACAAAUAUAAUGAAUCAGUACCCAUAUUCUUCAGCAUUUUAGCUCCUUCACACUUUAUCAGAGUGGGAAACAUAUCAUACACAUGUCCUUUGAAGGACAUAUCUCAUGCAAUACUCUUAUGUGUCUCUGCCAUUGGAUCUGCAGAUUCAUUCGUGCAGAGGAUUCAUAAGAUGGGACCCAUGCAUGUUGAUCGGUUAGAUUUCAGUGACCACCAUUCUUUUCAACCUAAGGAUAUUGACAUAAUAAGAAAGAGAUUACAUAAGCUAGAAUCAGAUUUUUCUGCAGUUCCAAUGAUGGUUGUUACUGAAAAGGACUAUUUUAGACGUCCUGAGGUUCUUGAACAUCUGGGUUAUGAAGUAUUGGUGCUUUGUUCAUCCUUGCAAAUUCUGCCGCUCAAAGGAUGCAAUGAAGAAAGCUUCAAGAAAUGCCUGAGGCAGCAUCUGGAAAUAUACAAUCUAGCAUAGGUCAGACCAGGGCUGCAUAUUUAUAAAUUUAAUCUUAAUUUAGUUGGAUUGGAUUUCGGAUUGGUUUGUAAUGAGUGGAAACGAGAGUAGCUUAACUCAGAGUUGAGGUUUAGGUUGACCAUUGAUGAGGCCGCAAAGGGCGAGAAACGGCAAGGAGGUGGUGCUUGUGAAGAAGCACUACCGAACAUUUUGACUAGGCAGGCGGAGGAGAGUUGCGCAGAGGGAGACCCUUUGAAGUGGUGGGUGAAGUUGGGCUUUGUGUUUUUAUCUGCUUUCCUUUUAAUUUGGACAAUUUGUCUCCUUUAUGUCCAAUUAUUCAAUUUAGUAACAAGGGCAUUAUUUGAGGGAUUAGCAAAUCCUAGUGUAGCCUUAGAGUCUUAUCUGUAUAUUUUUAUCUUUUAUCAUUAACAAAUAACUUUGUUUCUUUUAAAAUAUGAGCAUUCUUCUCAAUCAUGAGUUCAUAAUAGUU
This is a messenger RNA of Cuscuta epithymum, 1797 nucleotides long. The record is from the annotation of a GenBank genome assembly. NCBI's taxonomy places the organism in Eukaryota, Viridiplantae, Streptophyta, Magnoliopsida, Solanales, Convolvulaceae.